AUGGAACAGCACGUCGAACUAGUAGUGCUUCAAACCGAAACUGCUGUCGACGAACAGGAUGAUGCUCAGAUUGAGGAGCUUCUCAGCUCAUUCUAUUUCGAUAAUUCGGUCACACGACAAUCCGCAGGGGAAGGGUCUAGACACGGCGAGCAUCUUCACCCAAUAUACGAAGAACAAGAGGAGGAUGGAAUAUUCUAUGACCUCUACGGCACAGUAGAAGAAGAGUCGCCGUGUUCUAUAUGCGAAAGCAGCGACGAGGAGAACGAUUCGGAGAUUUCUUCACAGUACGGCCCGAAGGAACUUCCUCCGAAUAUAGCACAGAACCCUUCAAGCUUUUGGCCUGUAAUUGAAGAAGAUGACGGGGCGCCUGACGCCGAACGAAUAACGUUCAGCGCUAAGCUAUCGUCGUCACGAUCACCGUCUAACAUCAUCUUGGAAAAAGACGAUGAGGACGACAAUGAAAAGGAAUGGGAAGACAGAGGUCGUUCGAGAGCCGUACCUGCCAGACUGGUUCGGUACAUAGAUUCAUCCACGAAACAGGAGCAUGACAGGAGAGAAGAAUGGAUAGAUGACCAGGAAUUCCAUAUACUGGAAUACGAGAGUUCUUUUGGCAAGGUUACUGAAUUUCAAGGUUUUCAAUCUCCCUACUUGAAGUCAGGGCACGGGACUGUAAAAGUUGAUAGCUAG
This is a messenger RNA of Lentinula edodes (shiitake mushroom), 687 nucleotides long. RefSeq lists its product as uncharacterized. NCBI's taxonomy places the organism in Eukaryota, Fungi, Basidiomycota, Agaricomycetes, Agaricales, Omphalotaceae. The transcript is spliced from 4 exons. The record is from RefSeq and is a predicted model, not a curated record. The coding region runs from base 1 to 687 and encodes 228 amino acids.